CGAUUCCCAGUCUUGAAGGCUGCAUAUGGAAGUUGUCCUGGCGGUGGUCGCCUGGAAGAGCCCGUGGGAGCCUGUAGUGGUGGAAUGUGCUGCGCGAAAUUUGACUUGUGCUAGUGUAAACACGGGAACACAGAGGACUACCUCUUAAGUUGUACUGAAUCGUCAACAACCAACAGAUACCAAAGACCUUUAGAAGCUACGAUGGGACUGAGCGCGGGCGUGUAACGAAGGGAUCACUAGCCAGAGAAUUUCCAGUGUUGACUGUGGCGGCCAUCUUGAGCUGGCCAUGGGCGGGAGGUGGUAGCGUGAGACGUGAGGCGCGCGGACGUGUGUUUGUGGCGACGGUGGUGUAAAGUCGGCAAGGUGGAGACUCCAGGUAUCAUAUCGUCCCUGUCUAAAGUGUUCACCAUGGGAACGGUGCUCAGCUUCAGCCCCAGGGAGCAGAAGCCCUACUAUGGCGACUACACCCUCAAUAACCACAAUUACGAGACGCUCAACAACGUCCGUAAUAAGGAGAAGGUUGUCAACAAUGAAAAUGCCAACAUUCUCAGCGAGAAGAAUGCUCUGGAGAGAAACUUUAAGAAACACUCGUUAUUCAUCAAUGCUCUCAGUUGGAAGCGCUUCUCCAACACAAACAAGAAGAAGCUUGACAACAAAAACAAAAACUUGACCUUGCGUCAGCCGUUAGACAACAUCCACCCGUUCAUUGACAACAACAAAAACAUCCAGAAGGCCCUGUCCUGCUACAAUAUCCGGCCCAGCUCCAUGGGCCAGCUGGACCUGGUGCGUGUCAACAACAACAAUGCCCACACCCCGACAGAGAAGCUGCCUCCCAAGGCCACCCUCACCUCCGCGCCCUCCACACAUACCCACGACCUCCGCAAUGCUCUGGUGCCCUCCCGUCCUCCGCCCCACCACCAGCACCACAAACCCCAGCACCAGCAGCAGCAGCAGCACCCAUCCCAACUGGGGCCAGUGUUGGCACCCUCCCUCUCCACCAGCAGCAGCAUCAGCAGCGGCGGAUGCGCCUCCAACGCCACCACCCCUACUGGUGUCAGUCCCACCAAGAAGACAGUGAUCCAGGCCUCUACCUCAGAACUGCUCAAGUGCUUGGGUCUCUAUCUGCACCGCACCUGCUCCCGCUUGAGGGACUUCCAAGCAGGCGACGCCGUCAUGUGGCUCAGGACAGUCGACCGUUCCCUCCUGCUGCAGGGCUGGCAGGAUAUCGCCUUCAUCAACCCGGCCAACGUGGUGUUCGUGUACAUGCUGGUGCGGGAGCUGGUGAGCGAGGAGGUCCACAGCGAGCAGGAGCUGCAGGCGGUCGUCCUCACCUGCCUCUACCUCUCCUACUCCUACAUGGGCAACGAGAUCUCCUACCCGCUCAAGCCCUUCCUAGUUGAGGAAGACAAGGACCGCUUCUGGGACCGCUGCCUUUUUAUCAUCAACACCCUCAGCGCCUCCAUGCUCAGGAUCAACGCUGAGCCUUCAUUCUUCACGGAGGUCUUCACCGAGCUCAAGGCCUGCGGACAACAGCAGCAGCAACAGCAGCAGCAGCAGGUGUUAAUGACACAACAGGUGGUUGUGCAGCAGCAGGUGCCACUGGCGGUGCCGCAGCAGCCGCAACAGACGGCAGCUUGAGGGGCGUAGGGCAGGGCAAGCGCACACUCAUACUUAGUAGGGAGACUGCUUUGUUGUUGCUGGGGGCAUGACCUGGGCCUAGCUGCACACAUGGGCCUGUGGAAACACCUUGGGAGAUACUGGCCACAUUCAGGGGUCGACGGGAACCCAAGGGAGCGUCCAGAGGAAUGGGGAAUGAUAAGGGGAGCUCAUGCCAGGUGAAUGCUGGCUAGGGACCUGUAGGUAAGGCCUCAGGUGAACAGGGCCGCCCUUUGCGUCUUCCAAGACGACCAUUCAUAACCUGCGUCGCACCAUGCCGCGUCCAGGGCUCCCUCAUGCGCGCCCGUGCGCCUCACAACCUCUAGUCAGAGAUCAUCUAGUCACAACCCGUAAAACAAUUGAUAUGGGGCCCCGUAUAAUGUUCUCCAGGCGUAGCUAUGGCCUCUUCCAGCAUGUAUACCAUCUCCCGGCACCCUGGUUGCUGGUUCAGUCAGGUCUGCUAGACUCACGCAGGUCUUGCUGGUCCCAGACAGGACUUACUGGUCUCAGGCAGGUCUCACUGGUUUCAGGCAGGUCUUGCUGGUCUCGUGCAGGUCUUGCUGGUUUCAGGCAGGUUACACUACCAGGGGUCGCACACUAAACGAGUCUCUCUAGAGGUGUCGCUGGUAGUGGUCCUCGUCUACAAGAUAGUGUCAGUAGCAAGGACUGUUUAAAAGGGUCGGGGAAAGCAGUAAGGGUUGACAGCAUAUGAAACCAAAUCAACAACAUAUGCUAGGCUGUGGAGGGCAAUGACUUGUCAAAGUUUUCAUAUCAGACCUAAAACGUUGUAGGUGGCCAGUAGCUGGAGAGAGAGACCACGUCCCUGGACUAGUCAGACCCUAUAGGCUUGGUCUAGGCUUGUCUGGCCAUUGGAGGAUAGCGCCCCCUGGCGGGUAGUGUCCGGUCAGCCAGUAACUUUGCCCAUUACUGGUCAACAAACUCAUGUGCUCAAUGACCCUCGGCCCGGCCUACACAGGCAAGCAGGAUAUAAUUGAGUAACUUCCUGUUUAGCUAGAGUCUGAUUAUUGUCAGGUGAGCGCAUUGCUCAUUGUGGGUUUGGACAGUUGCUUAAACAACUCCAGUUGCCAACAACGCUACAGUAAUUGUAUUUGUUUACAAGAACGCUUUGAUGCAGAAGCCAGAUGAAGGACUCGGCCAGCUGACCAGACCAUAAGACAGGGUCUGGUUGUGCCGCUAAGCUAUAUAAAACCUACGUAACCCCACGGGUAAUAUUGUAUGACCCUCGACCCGGUUAAGAUAAGCAUGAUUUUCAUUCAGUUGACAUACAACUUUGGAAGUUUCAGUGAUUCACAUCCACUGAGAUCCCGAGCGCAACAUACACACAUACCCACCAACAGCUACCAAGGAGCCCAAACCUAGUACUGAAGGCUAGUUUGCUAUAUCCACUAAGAGUGUCUCCACUCACGUAUGAGGCUGACUGCGGGCUCAUCAUAGCCCGUGUUGCUGGGAACGUUUUGUUCCAGGUAGCGAACACAUGAGGCUACGCCGGGCUGGGGGUCGCGGGUCGUAACAAGAGUAAUCAAACCUUUGUCAAUACUAUUUUGUAACAACUUCAAAAGCUAAAAAUCGGUCCUGGUUUAUCCAUUCAUAUAGUCUUUACAAUACGUUAUUUAUUCUGUUAUUAAUUUUUUCUCCUAAUAAUUUUAUGAACGAAAUAUAUGUGUUUGUUUCGUUCACGAAGAGGUCUAGCUCAGAGCUUUGAACAUUCGUCAUUACAGUGAGUGGCAACCAUUGUUUACAACCACAAAAACAAUGCUUUGUGAUCGACCGAGUGGUUGUGCUUCGAUUUUUAUACAUACAUACAUAUGUGGAGCAUAUAUACACUUGGUAACAUGCUCCGAGGAUAGAUACGUGGAGCAUACAUACAUUUGGUAAACAUAUUCCGGUGAUAGAUACAAGUAUACAUACACUUGGUGACACAAGCUCCGAGGAUACAUACUUGGAGUAUACAUACACUUGGAAAUCCAUGCUCCGAAUAUCCAAAUGUGGAGUUUAUAUAUACUUAGUUACACAUGCUCCCAGGAUACAUGUGAAGCAUGCUCCAAACACAGCAGCGGAGCAUACAUACGCUCUGCAAGAGAUAAAAAGCUCCAAAAGAUACACAUUUCCAGAGCAUGUAUACGUAAAUAUACCGGUGAUACAAGUUCCCGGGAUACAUAUACUUCUCGCUGUUGCCAAUGGUAAUACCAAAGAGUUUUCUCAUGUGUGAUAUAGUGGGCGAGAUGGGAGUCAGGUCAGCUGCAACUUGGGCAAUGAAGGUGUUAGCUGUGUGGCAAGACCGUGGAGCCAGUCAGGUCAGGGGUCAUUGGAAAGCCAGGUCAAAUUUGGGUCACGUUUAAGUCAGGAUUGGGUCAUGUUAAAGUCAGGUUUGGGUCACGUUAAAGUCAGUUUUGGGCCACGGUAAAGUUAGACACAGGUUUCAGUUACGGUAAAAUCAGUCAGGCUUGAGUUAAGAUAAAAUCAGUCAGGCUUGAGUUACGAUAAAAUCAGUCAGGCUUGAGUUAAGAUAAAGUCAGUCAGGCUUGAGUUACGAUAAAAUCAGUCAGGCUUGAGUUAAGAUAAAGUCAGUCAGGCUUGAGUUACGAUAAAAUCAGUCAGGCUUGAGUUAAGAUAAAGUCAGUCAGGCUUGAGUUACGGUAAAGUCAGUUUUGUCUUAGAAAUAGGCCAAGUUUAAGGAAAAGAAUUAGGUAGUUCCAAUUCCCACCGCGAUGUCGUGGACCAGAAGCCUAUUGGGCUUUUCGAGGCCGCUCCACCCCCCCCCCUCCUCCUAAACAAACGACUGCACUCUCCCAUGCUACAACCCACAACAGUUGAAUAACUCCCGGGUAUCUAUUUACUGCUAGGUGAGGAGAGGCAUCGGGUAAAAGGAAACAUGCCCAAAUAUCUCCGUACUGCCGGGGAUUCAAACCCUGGACCUGCCGGUUGUGAGCGGACUGCGCUCAUCAAAGCACAGCUGGAUUAAAUGGGCUAAAUUUGAACUUACAAUGAUCCAAGAUCAAGUUAUAUGAGCAAAACAAUUCAAAAUUAAAAAGAAAUUGUGAAAAUAUAUAUAUAUAUUUCUGGUAAAAAAUGACUUUAAUGGCAAUUUUAAAAAUAAAAAUGAAAGUAUAUGAUUUGCACAAAAUAUUAAAUAUAUAGAUUUGUUUUUCAGCGAUGGUAUUGAGACAUUCUCUGUAUUAUAUAAGAUAUCCCUGUUAUUCUUACCUUAAAAACAGAAGAUAUUGCGUCUAAUUAAAUAAUGCUAAAUGUAGACGAUAAUUCCGCAAGAAAAGGACGAAGUGUAAGAGGGGGCCUGACGACUGAGUGGACAGCGCUCGGGAUUUGUAGUCCUAAGGUUCAGGGUUCGAUCCCCGGCGGAGGCGGAAACAAUGGGCAUAGUUUCUCCCACCCUGUUUCACAUGUUCGCCUAGCAGUAAAUAGGUACCUGGGAGUUAGCCAGCUGCUACGGGCUGCUUCCUGGGUCUGUGUGUGUGUAGCAAAAAGGAGGCCAGGUCGAGGACCGGCCCGCGGUGACGCUAAGCCCCGAAACCACCUCAAGAUAGGCCACGGAAGAUUAUAGCGCCUUUGACGUGUUUCUGUCUCUACAAGAUUAUCUACAUCUCACCAGGAGCAGCUUCAAGUUGCUUUAUCGUCGGCACAAGUUUUAUAUCAAAACUUAUAUAUGUUUUUAAGAGUUUCUGAUUUGUUGUUGUUUUUUUACUGAUUAAUUCGUUGUCUUGCAAUUUUGCGAAGUCUGUCCAUGCCACAUAUGAGUUUGAGAUGAAAUAAAAUUAAGAUUUAGUUUUCUGGAAUGCUGACAUUUAUUCACUUCUCUAAUGAUAAUAUCGUAAUAUACAAGUUAAAAAUUUUAACGCUUCUAAAAUGUAAAUGUGACAUUAUGUUGUUACGCGAUGUUAUUGUUCGUGACGUCACAUUAGGGCGGCUUGGGCCCCAUUUUGUAUAAUUGUUGAUACGUGCAUCAGCGUCGUCAACAAUUAUUGUUGGUGGCUUUAAUAUAACAUUAAUUACAGUGAUUGGAACGAGUUCCCAUUACAGAGUUCAACGAGGGCGAGAGCAAAUUUGUGUUCCAGCUCCGAGAGACGAGUUUCCCCUCGCACGGUUUUCUUUUAUUGAAAUGCGUAGCUUUUUCUUCAAAAUUUAAGCUUUGGCAGCGAAGCUGUGAGUUUCAUAGUGGUCAAUGAACGGUGUAGACUGUAGUGAACACUGAUGACACAAUUUGCGUUUUAAGCUGCAUUUUUGGGGGGAUCUGAGCUUGGUCUAGUCAUUUCUGAGAGUAAUUGGAGUUUCCCGUACCUGAAUUUACCUAAGGGUCACCAUCGCUCUAGUGGCUUCGAUGAGGAUAGGAAGCCGGCGGCUUAUCAACGUUCCCCCUCCCCCCCCCACCUACUUUGUCUUUGAUACGUUCUGUACUCCGCUUUAAGGUUUCAUUUUGACAGCUAACUACUGUACUCGCAAAUGAAGAGGAACAUUAUUUGAGGCUAGGCUUGCCAGUGGUACAUUAGUUUUAGUUCAGUAUUGGAGAGGUGGUUAGAUAUGCCCGUGGGUAGGGGACUUUUAUAGGGUAGUUGGUGCCCCAGAUGACCCCCAAACUUGUCCCACUCCACUGUCUUGCCUCACAGCCUUCAUGUGCCCCACUGUACGGUCUCAAGAAUGUCGCGAACGGGAGACGCAUCAUACGGGGACAUUCAAUGAACUCUAAGCCACACUCGCUCCAUAAUCUUUAAUACGAACAAUGGCGGUUAAACCCACAGCAACUGUGGACAAUUACGCACCACCAAAAAUACAAACACUAGCGGAUGUGAGUGUUGACGACGAGUCAUCUCUUGGGAGUAUAAAGUGUCUCCCAAGUGUGUGUGUGUGUCUCUGGAGUGCGUCUCCCGAGUGCGACUCCUAGUUUAGCUACAGCCAUCAUACUCUAGAAUACGUGACCGGCGAGCAACAGACACCAGCCGCGGGGAACACACAGUCUAAGGCUCGCAUCUCCCUGUUCUUUUGCGAGGCAUUGAGCCUUAACUGCCCCCAGCAGCUCCUGUAUGGUGGUCGCCGGCCACCAAGCAUACCAUUAUUUACCCCCUGUGUAACUGACCAUCUUUCUCACCCUUCUUUAUAAGUACUCUUGAAUUCUGCUAAAAAAAAAAUAACUACUUACCUGUACAUUCUGAACAAGUUGUUUCCGUUGCUGAUAACGGGUGCGAACGUGGGGCGCCUCGUUGAUCAAUAUAUGGUCCGCGUUGCCUGGUCCAGUCCAUCAACUCGACCAGAUAACGUGAUCCUCUUAAUAGCUCAACAAUUCGCCUUACGGACGAGCUCAUUGAUAACCUGCCAAUUAUGCAAACAAUCAAUGAUUGUUUCAAUAAAAAAAGAAAUACUGUAAUCUACUGUCGUAGGUCUUAUCAGUUUUCUUUGUUAGAGAAGUGUACUCAUAUCUUUAAAGAAAACCACUCUGCCAGGCAGAAAGCCAUUAAUGUAAAGACGCCAAUGAAAUAAAUGACAUUGUUAAAGGUGAAGUCAUUAUCAAGAUUGGUAUGUGAUAUUAAAUAAACAAACUCA
Messenger RNA from Procambarus clarkii (red swamp crayfish), 7227 nucleotides. NCBI's taxonomy places the organism in Eukaryota, Metazoa, Arthropoda, Malacostraca, Decapoda, Cambaridae. The record is from RefSeq and is a predicted model, not a curated record.